AUGAUUAUUCUUGUUAUACAGUGUAAAAACAAGGAAAAACUUAUUCGAUACGGAUUGUUGAAAAAAGUAACCACAGAUAUUCAUACACACACGAAAAAAAAGAAAAGGGGUGGGGGAAAUCUUCGCUUCUUGCCUUCUGCUGCCUUACGAAGAGACAUGGCGAAGAAUUUCCUCCUGGGAAGUGAUGCUUGCUUGCUCUGCCUCCGUCUGAACCACCGUUUGCACUUUCAAAGAGCACCCAAAACGGACCAGUGUUCACCUGAAAGUGGUAACCACUGGCAGAAUAUUUUAGUCUCUCAGCUUUCUUGGUUUAUUUUAUUUUGUUUUUGUUUUCCGUACAGGGCAAAAGAAUUUUCUGUAAUAGGACCGGGAGAUUUCAAGCGGACCAUCCCGUCCUUAGGAAAAGAGUCUCGGACCAAUGGCUUUCAAGUCACAAUUUCUGCCCUUUCGCAUUUGCUUUUUUAA
Messenger RNA from Podarcis lilfordi (Lilford's wall lizard), 465 nucleotides. The record is from the annotation of a GenBank genome assembly. Lineage: Eukaryota; Metazoa; Chordata; Lepidosauria; Squamata; Lacertidae.